CAGAAGAACAACUAAGUCAUCGUUUCGAUAACUUCAAAAACCUUUGAUCUUUUUAACAUUAUCAAAAAUUCACAAAUAAAAAUAAAAUUAUAAAGAAAUAUUUAACAAGUUUUCUUUAAAAAAAGUAGAGGGAUAUCCCAAUAUAGCAAAACAAGCCUUUAAAUACCGACUGUCUUUGUAUCAGUAAUCAUACAACGUUGACGUUGUGACUAACGUAGAUCGUAGCGUUAAGUUAUUUUUACGCUGUUUGUAAUAACAAUGAAUCACAGUAUUACGUGGAUUGUUGGAGCUAUUUUAAUAGCUUUCAAUUUUUUCGGAAAUACAAUGGCAGCAGUAGUGCCAGAAAAUGAGGAAGCUUUGAAAACAGUUUCUGAUGGAAUCAAUCAUUUCGCAGCAAAUUUCUACAAAACGUCGUCAGAUGAAGAAUCAGAUAAUUUGAUCUGCUCCCCGUUAAGUGCAGAUAUUGUAUUAUCAAUGACAUCUUAUGGUGCUGGUGGAAAUACAAAAGAACAAAUGCGAUCAGCUUUACAUAUUCCUGCAAAUGAUGAAGUUGGCAAAAAAGGAUUUCAGUCACUAAUUGAUAAUCUCAAUAGUUUGAAGAAAGUUGAAUUGAGAUUAGCUCAAAAAAUUUUUAUGCAAAACGGUAUCGUAAUGAAACCUGAUUUCAAAGAUACUACAGAAAAUUAUUUCCGAUCAACUGCAGAGACAUUAGAUUUUAGUAAGUCUGAAGAAGCCAGUCAGACAAUUAACAAUUGGUGUUCAGAAAAAACUAAUAAUCGUAUCAAAAAAGUUGUUGAAGCAGAUGAUAUCAAAGAUGCUUCGAUGGUUUUGGUUAAUGCAGUAUAUUUCAAAGGCUAUUGGAAUUAUCCUUUCAAAGGUUAUAAUACUUCGCCUCGACCUUUCCAUGUUGAUGAAUCAACUACGAAAGAUGUUGAUAUGAUGUAUCAAGAACACUCGUUCAAUUAUGGAGCUCUACCUGAUCUCGAUGCUAUUUUUGUGGAACUUCCAUAUGAGAGCGAAAAUGAAAACGAUGCAACUAGCAUGUUUAUAAUUUUGCCAAAUACAAUAACGGGAUUGAAAAAACUUGAAGAAUCUCUUUAUAAAAUAAACUUUAAAGAACUUCAUGAUAAUGAGCAUAGGACACUCAUGCAUCUUGAGAUGCCGAAAUUUAAAAUUGAAAGUACACUUCAACUUCAAACAAUACUCGAGAAAUUGGGGAUGACUGACAUGUUCCAAAGUAUUGCGGAUUUUAAAGGAAUAACAGAUGACCCACCGCUAAAAAUUAGUAAAGUUAUCCAGAAAGCUUUCAUUGAAGUUAACGAGAAAGGAAGUGAAGCAGCAGCAGUUACUGCUGUCGUUGCCGUUCCUAUGUCUCUACCGAUUUAUCCGGUAAAGCCUAUACGAGUCAAUGUUGAUCGUCCUUUUGCAUACGUACUCCAUCAUAUUGCAACAAAUACAAUUUUGUUCCAAGGACAUAUAAAAUUACCAAGAAUGUAAAUUUUAAAAAAUUAAUAUCUACGUAAAAAUAGAUAUCUUUAUACAAUAAAUACAUUGAAUUUAACUAUGAUACUUUAUAGCAAUAGUUAAAAAUAAAUAAAUAAAUAAUUAAAAGCUGA
This is a messenger RNA of Microplitis demolitor, 1616 nucleotides long. RefSeq names its product leukocyte elastase inhibitor-like. Gene Ontology annotation, molecular function: serine-type endopeptidase inhibitor activity. The coding region runs from base 259 to 1497 and encodes 412 amino acids. Lineage: Eukaryota; Metazoa; Arthropoda; Insecta; Hymenoptera; Braconidae. The transcript has 7 exons. The record is from RefSeq and is a predicted model, not a curated record.